AGCGGACUUCUCUGCCAGUAGUAGUUGUAGAAGUCCCGGUUGUGGAGUCAAGCGAGAGUGCGAAUAUGUGCGCCUGUGCGUAGCGGUGUGUUUCUGCGAAUGCAUCUCGAGUGCAUCUUACGGCAGAGCGGGAGGGAUAUAUAAGGACGUUUAAAGAGACAAGAUCUCGGCGAUACGAAGACAACGACGACGACGACGGGCGUAGAGGACGACGCGCUAUCAGCGUCUCGGCUAUCGCUGCCGACUCGGCCGGGUUCGCGGAGAAAAGCGACGCGAGAGGGUGAACAGAAGCGUCAGGAGGCUGUGAGAGGCACCGGCGGAGCUGGUGCACGCGAUCAGGAUGCGACCGAGGAGUAACACGGUUACAUCGAUGGUAUAUCAAGAUCCUUGAAAACAGUUUCAUAUCGAGAAUUCUUUUGCUUAAGGACUUCAAAUAUUUAAUUCUAAUAGUACGGAAUAGGAAAGUACAUAACGAAGAAGACACGUGCAGGCGACGAAGGUGGAUUAACGCUAGCUUCGAGGAGCGUCCUGGCAGCAGGAAGAUUGCAUAGAGGGUGAAGGGUAAAAGCAUCUAAGGGCGGGUGGGGGGAUGCAGCUCGAAAGGGUGGCGGCAUGGAGGAGCCCUCGUUGGAGGCUCUCAUGCAGGCGAGCGUUAUCUUCGUGGUCGCCGUCGCCAUCAUUCUCUCGAAUCUGCUCAUUAUCGUCACCUACCUUAACUUCCGCGGUCCCUCCGAGGUGAUAAACUACUACUUGCUAUCACUCGCCUCGGCAGAUCUUCUAUGUGGUCUGUUGGUGGUUCCGCUCUCAGUGUAUCCAGCGCUGGUACGAAGAUGGGUUUACGGAGAUAUCGUGUGCCGACUCGUCGGUUAUUUGGAAGUCACACUUUGGGCGGUAUCGGUAUACACCUUUAUGUGGAUCUCCGUAGAUCGCUAUCUGGCUGUCAGGAAACCAUUGAGAUACGAGACCGUACAGACGAAAACCCGAUGUCAAUGCUGGAUGGUUUUCACGUGGAUCAGCGUGGCGAUGAUGUGCUGCCCGCCCUUGCUCGGCUUCAACAAGCCGAUCUUCGAUCGCGAGGCCUUCAUCUGCAUGCUCGAUUGGGGCAACAUGGCCGCAUACGCCAUCACGCUGUCAAUCCUCGUGUUGGGGCCAUCGGUCAUCACCAUCGUCUAUACGUACUUCUAUAUUUUCUCCAUGAUGAGGCGACUAAAGUCCGGCGUGUUGAUACACGACAAAGAGUAUGCUACUGCACUAUCGGAAAAUCUGAGCAACCCGAGUCACAUUAUGUCCUUCGUCUUAGUGAUGCUUUUCUGCCUAUCAUGGGCACCGUACGCCGGGCUAAGGAUAUACGCGGUCGUUAACGGACCGUCUCAGGUGCCGUUUUUACACUUUGCCGUGGUGUGGCUGGGGGUUACGAACAGCUUUUGGAAAGCGAUCGUCCUUGGUACAAUGAGUCCCCAGUUCCGGUUGGCCGCGCGAGUACUCUGUCUCACUAUAUGCUGCCGGCAUAGGCGACUUCCACCGGAACUUCUUGGCCUCGACGACGACGACUAACGCCACAAUUACUAUGUCUACGUGCAGCAGAGCCUUAUAUUGCGUUCUGUUCUACUCGCAGCGCGUUCUUAGAGCGUCGCUUUUAUCUCUAUUCAAGGAUCGUCCUCGCAUCUUGGCACCACUCGCAAGAUGUUCUCUUAAAACUUCAAGCUCCAACAUAUGAAUCGGUAACGAUCAUAGCUUAUGAAUAUCGCGAUAUUAACUCCUAACUUAGUUGAGAUAAUUUAAAGGAAACAAAAAGUGAUAAAUCAUCAAAAUAAGUAUUAUGUAGAAAAUAGAAAAAAAUUCC
Formica exsecta is the source of this 1843-nucleotide messenger RNA. It is a transcript of the gene DopEcR, whose product is annotated as beta-2 adrenergic receptor. Lineage: Eukaryota; Metazoa; Arthropoda; Insecta; Hymenoptera; Formicidae. The record is from RefSeq and is a predicted model, not a curated record. Gene Ontology annotation, biological process: G protein-coupled receptor signaling pathway. The transcript has 5 exons. Gene Ontology annotation, cellular component: membrane. Gene Ontology annotation, molecular function: peptide binding; G protein-coupled receptor activity. Bases 613 to 1554 code for a protein of 313 amino acids.